Molecule: messenger RNA, 966 nt
Organism: Adineta steineri
Lineage: Eukaryota; Metazoa; Rotifera; Eurotatoria; Adinetida; Adinetidae
Source: the annotation of a GenBank genome assembly
AUGACUAGUGGACGAUAUUGGCACACAGCAUCUGUAUUAUCAAAUGGAAAAGUAUUAGUUACUGGCGGAUACUAUGGUAGCGCUUCAAAUAGUGCUGAAUUGUAUGAUCCAUCAACAGGUAUUUGGACAACUACUGGCAACAUGAUUAUUACACGAAGUGGCCACACAGCAUCUAUAUUAUUAAAUGGAAAAGUAUUAGUUACUGGUGGAUACAAUGGUAGUAGUUAUUUAAAUAGUGCUGAAUUGUAUGAUCCAUCAACAAGUACUUGGACAACUACUGGUAUCAUGACUAAUGCACGAUGGUUUCACACAGCAUCUGUGUUAUCAAAUAGAAAAGUAUUAGUUACUGGUGGAUAUGGUAAUUUAAAUAGUGCUGAGCUGUAUGAUCCAUCAACAGGUACUUGGACAGCUACUGGUAGCAUGACUACUGCACGAGUUGAUCACACAGCAUCUGUAUUAUCAAAUGGAAAAGUAUUAGUUACUGGCGGAUACUAUGGUAGCGCUUCAAAUAGUGCUGAAUUGUAUGAUCCAUCAACAGGUAUUUGGACAACUACUGGCAACAUGAUUAUUACACGAAGUGGCCACACAGCAUCUAUAUUAUUAAAUGGAAAAGUAUUAGUUACUGGUGGAUACAAUGGUAGUAGUUAUUUAAAUAGUGCUGAAUUGUAUGAUCCAUCAACAGGUAUUUGGAUAGCUACUGGUAGCAUGAUUAAUGCACGAAGUGCCCACACAGCAUCUGUAUUAUCAAAUGGAAAAGUAUUAGUUACUGAUGGAGGCGUCAAUGGUAGUAUUGCUUUAAAUAGUGCUGAGUUGUAUGAUCCAUCAACAAGUACUUGGACAACUACUAGUAACUUGAAUAAUGCACGCUAUGCUCACACAGCAUCUGUGUUAUCAAAUGGCAAAGUAUUAGUUACUGGUGGUACACCUAAUGGGAAUAUUGCUUUGAAUACUGCAGAAUUAUAUUAA